AUGCCUUUACCACCUCACUAUCCCUGCCACGCUCACGCUGGCCUGCCUCGUGCUUGGCUGGGCUGGGGUGAGUUGGGUAACCGCAAGGCAGAGCUGGAACACCAAACGGACAAAUAUUUCCAGAAAAAUGACCCUGAUUUCAUGUUGGUUCCUGCGAACCAAAAACGUGGCUGGGAGGUCCAUCUCAAUGUCAUCCGCCAGUCGACUCGUUGGAUCGACUGGAGAAUCCAGGUCACAGGAAAUAAGAAGCAGCUCAUUCUUCCUGACAUGAUACCGUCUCAGCAGAUUUCGAGUCUUCUUCAUUUCUUCUAUACGGGUGACUAUUCGGUUGAAAAAGCCGACUUGGAGGACUACCCUGUCCCUCCAUCCUCCAAUGGCUGCAUGACUUGUACGCAGAUCUGCCGGCUGUUGCGUGUUCACUUGGCUAUGUUCCAAACUGCCCUCCUUCUUAGAAUCACUGACCUCCAAGCUAUAGCUUUCCGCAAAUUCCGUGAUCUCAUGGAUACUGGCUCCUCGUUCGUUUUGCAAUCUGCUGUCCGCGCAGUGUAUACUAAGAGUCCCAUUCCCGAUGGCACGAAUAGCUUCCAAAUUACAGGCUCCAAGUCCAUUCACGACUAUCGGCCUGAACUGGUCCUUCCUGCAAUUCUUCGGUACUGUGGCUACUACCGCCUCAACCCCAAUCUAAACAGACAGAGCGGCCGGACCAGGAACUCUGCGCGGGCAUUAGGCGAGGUGGAAUUCCGAGAGCUGCGCGAAAAGUCCGCUCACUUCAAUAGGCAUAUGACACAGGGAUUGUGGUUGGAUACUCUCGAUAUCGCAGUGCCAACCAUUCAACUAUCCCGCAGGUCGGAACCCAUCAGGUCUCUUCAUCCGUAUAUGCAGAUUCCACCCCCAUCCCAGAGUAUGAACGUGCGGAGGUCGAACUAUCAGUAUGUGAGUUACUUACAGCCACUACCCUUUGAAGAAUUUACCAAGCAGUUACCGUUUGAGAACCCAGCCGCGGGGCCUGCAGGAUCGUUUUACUCGAGCUCUGCCAACUUGCAGAGACCUACUCAGGUCCUACCGGCGAUGUGCCCGACUAAUCAGAGAGCCCAGGCUCCCAUAUAUCAAAAUCAAGGGAUGCCUCAGAUGUUCCCGGCAGGACCUGCACCAUUUAGUACCGAGGGACACGCUCUGUUCAAUACGCUGAACUCAGAUACCAACCUAGAGCUAGAUGCAGCUGCCAUGGCCCCGGCGAGUACUAAUAGAGUAGAUUGGACACAGACUGUCAACUGGAAUGGGAUGGGCUCGUCAGAACUUACUAUUGACAACCUAUUGGAUAAUACUGCUUUCCUCCAGCCUGACGGGACUUCCAUGGCCCCAGCCAACCCUAACGAAGUAGGCUGGACCCAGGCUGUGGAGUGGGACCCAUCGAUUUCGUCGCCACUACAUUUUGACAACUUUUUCAAUGAUGAGGCUCUGGAUUCGAACACAUCUGAGCCAAUGGACGGGAUCAAUUGGACUGCAAAUGAUCUCAACAAUUUGAACUACACCGAUUUCCUGAAUGAUAACUCUACCGACGGAUUAUUUAUUGAUCCAUCUACGAUGAAGAGUAUAGAUGUGGAUCAGUCUCAACAGAACUCCGUUUAUAUGGGGGCUCCAACUCCAAUGGAUCUCAAUGGUCUGGAGAACAAUCAACUUGGCUCUGAGGAACAACCCAUGGACUUGGACAAUGAUGCACCGAUUGAAAUAUCGACCCCAGGACCCCAGGAUGAGCCGGGGGUGGGAUUCCGGUAUAAUUUGAGGUCUCGGAAGACAGAUGAGACCUGCGUUGAUUUGACUCAAUAG
Penicillium paradoxum is the source of this 1827-nucleotide messenger RNA. RefSeq lists its product as uncharacterized. NCBI's taxonomy places the organism in Eukaryota, Fungi, Ascomycota, Eurotiomycetes, Eurotiales, Aspergillaceae. Bases 1 to 1827 code for a protein of 608 amino acids. The record is from RefSeq and is a predicted model, not a curated record. The transcript has 2 exons.